Messenger RNA from Protobothrops mucrosquamatus (brown spotted pit viper), 781 nucleotides. Its product is annotated as 55 kDa erythrocyte membrane protein-like. Gene Ontology annotation, molecular function: signaling receptor binding. The transcript is spliced from 3 exons. The record is from RefSeq and is a predicted model, not a curated record. Gene Ontology annotation, cellular component: cell-cell junction; plasma membrane. Bases 69 to 455 code for a protein of 128 amino acids. NCBI's taxonomy places the organism in Eukaryota, Metazoa, Chordata, Lepidosauria, Squamata, Viperidae.
AUACCACUCGGCCCCAAAAGAAGAAUGAAGAGGAUGGGAAGAACUAUCACUUUGUCUCCACAGAAGACAUGACGAAAGAAAUCUCGGCUAACGAGUUCCUGGAAUUUGGAAGUUACCAGGGCUACAUGUUUGGCACCAAAUUUGAGACUUUGCACAAGAUCCAUCAACAGGGCAAAAUUGCAAUCCUGGACAUUGAGCCUCAGACACUGAAAAUCAUCCACACUGCCGACUUUUCUCCUUUCGUUGUGUUCGUUGCUCCUCCAAAGCAAGCUGAUCAGAUGGAAACCUUGCAGCAACUUCAGAAAGACACAGAGGCUAUCCGGAGCAGAUACGCCCAUUACUUUGAUUUGGUGCUGGUGAACAACGGGGUUGACGAGAGCCUUGAACACCUGCAGGCAGCGUUUGAGCGGGCAUGCAGCUCCCCACAGUGGGUGCCAGUCUCCUGGGUGUAUUGAGCUGGCAGCACCCAUUUAGGCCACCUCAUUGCAGCAUGUUGAGGACAAUCUUCCCUGCUCCAUGCUUCUGCCCAAUACGCAACCUUCUUGGAGCUGCACCCUUGCCUGUUACUUCCCAGCUGCAAAACAUCCUUAGAAGAGCGUCUAUGGAUGCAGCUUGCCCCUCUUUUGUUCUCUAUUUCCAUUUAUUUGCAGAUGUUAGCAGCAGGGGACAGUCUAAUACUCCUCUUCCACUAUCAAUAAGGUUUUAAACAGGGAUACUAAAAACACGUUCUGCACAAAAGCCAUAAACGCCAUGAAUGUUAAAGAGCCGUGUUUUAACUCAA